Blastocystis hominis is the source of this 660-nucleotide messenger RNA. RefSeq lists its product as hypothetical. Gene Ontology annotation, cellular component: Golgi apparatus. Bases 1 to 660 code for a protein of 219 amino acids. The transcript is spliced from 2 exons. Gene Ontology annotation, molecular function: transferase activity, transferring phosphorus-containing groups. The record is from RefSeq and is a predicted model, not a curated record. Lineage: Eukaryota; Bigyra; Opalinata; Blastocystidae.
AUGGGUUGGUGCAGUUUUUACAUAUUUCAAGCUGUACACACCGAAUUCGGGAACCAGAGUGGUUUUCGUGGUAAACAGAGGUUCAAUGACAAUAUCGGGAAUAAGGAUUAUUUUCAGCUUUUGGCUUUUCCUCCUAUUGAUGCAGUCUAUACGUGGGUGAAUGGAAGUGAUCCGGACUGGGUGCAGGAGAAGAAUUAUUAUGAGAAAAUAUUCUACGAUAGCCACAAUAUUACUAAUGAGUCACUCUCCGAUACUUCGACUUCUGAUAACCGUUUUCGAGACAAUGACGAACUAAAAUACAGCCUCCGUUCGUUGGAAGUGAACGCUCCCUGGAUUCGGAAUGUUUUCAUCGUGACAAACGGCCAAAUUCCCUCCUGGCUGGACACCUCGAAUCCCCGCGUGAGGAUCGUAACCCACAGCGAGAUCUACCGCGACCAGACCGUCCUGCCGACCUUUUCUUCGCCGUCGAUUGAGCUCAAUCUCCACCACAUUCCCUCCCUCUCCGACUAUUUCAUCUAUCUAAACGACGACGUUUUCUUCGGCUCCCCCGUGUUUCCAGGCGAUUUCAUGACGGAGUCGCGAACGCAGUUUCUCUACGCCUCCUGGCGCGUUCCGCAAUGCUCCGCGAAAUGUAAUCGAUGGGCAUUUAUGGUGUCAUAG